AACCGAUGCCACGGCCAUUUUUAAGGCUCUUGGUGAUAAACUUUUAUACUGUUUUGAGGAUUCUAAUCUCUUUGUUGGAGAUUUUGAAGAAUUUUCGGAGCGACUAUAUAAUCCUAAAACAUGGUACAGUUCCCAGGGAUGUCUAGCAAGAACAGUUGUUUCUGUAUCAUCAAAAAGUAUCAAAGACAGAGGAUUUCAAGAGUUCCUCAAGAAAUUUGUAAAUAAAUUUUGCAUGCCACCAUGGUCAAUAGAAGAGUUGGAAGCCUGCCGAUUAGGUGUCUUCCCGGAGGUACCACAAGAUUUAAUGCUUGAACUUAGUGAUGAAGCAGGUGGUGUGCCAAGAUACGUUCUUGAUAUGUCAGCAUCUAUUAUUCGUCAAGAAAAUCCCAAUGUCAAGGACAAACAAACCAUUCUCAGCAAUCGGGAUGAGAUUAAGAAAAUGUCUUUAGAACGUGUUGAACAAGCUCCUUUUGAAAUUAGCGAUUUUAGAAAGCUUAUACAGUGCUUCUCUGAAAAUUCCCAAUAUGUCAAAUUCAGCAGUCGUCUCAUUCACCGGUGGCCUGACACUUUCUACCGAGAAAAAUCUCUCUCAUGGGCCUCUGGUCGUAUUUUUGACAAAAUCCGAAAAAAACUGGAGGAUA
Molecule: messenger RNA, 641 nt
Organism: Acaulospora colombiana
Lineage: Eukaryota; Fungi; Glomeromycota; Glomeromycetes; Diversisporales; Acaulosporaceae
Source: the annotation of a GenBank genome assembly